UUUUCUCUGGCUGGAAGUCUUCAAGACGAAAAUUUUUCUUCAUUUGCUUUGAAUCAUCUGAUUUCUGAUCAAUUUUUUGUUCAACUGCCGUCUGACAAUAUUCGAAGAAAUAUCAACAUUGCUUUCAACAUUUUGGCUAAUGGAGGAAACAAAUUUUCUAAAGUUGUUUAUCGAAGCUAUUGGGCACUUUUUACUCGGGCAAGACCGAACUUUCCUGUGUUGCCGAUGUAUCAGAAUCUUCCGAAUAUCUACAACAUGAUUAUAGAGAAUAUUGAAACAUCAAAAAAUCUUUCAAAAAUGGUCAAAAAAAUUAAUUUGUUGGGGAUUGCUGAAAGUGAUAUUGGUCAUCAAUUACCUGAAAAGGCUGAAAAUAUUGAAGAAAAUGUGCAAUUAGGAACUAAAAAAUUCCAACUUUCCAAUAAAUAUAAUCCAAAAAUGAAGUUUUCUAUUUGUCAGAAGCAAAAUACUACCGAAGGAGGAAUUGAUAUUGAAGUUGAAAAGAUUAAUUGA
Molecule: messenger RNA, 510 nt
Organism: Meloidogyne enterolobii
Lineage: Eukaryota; Metazoa; Nematoda; Chromadorea; Rhabditida; Meloidogynidae
Source: the annotation of a GenBank genome assembly